AUGGUCAUUGCCAAGCUCUUCGCCAUCGGCUUCGUGUCAUCAGCGGCACUGGGAUCCGUGGCAGGUCGGCUCUGCGACCGGAUCGGUACGAGGUGUGGUUGCCAGCUAUACUGCGCUUGUGCUGGGCUGUCCUGCCUCCUUAUGCAUAGCGCCGCGCUGCCCAUCUUAGCCUUCAGCCGAGUCCUGGGCGGAAUAUCUGAUUCCUUGCUCUACACGGCCUUCGAGGCAUGGGCCAUUGAGGAGCACAAACGGCAGCCUUUCCCGACUGAUGCCUCCUUGCGGCAGCUGCUGUCUCGCAUCUGCAGCUGCAUCAAUGCUGAGGUCUGUGAGUUUGAAGUGGAUGUUGGCCAAGUCGUUCAUGUCUUGUGUUGA
This is a messenger RNA of Symbiodinium sp. CCMP2592, 372 nucleotides long. Lineage: Eukaryota; Dinophyceae; Suessiales; Symbiodiniaceae. The record is from the annotation of a GenBank genome assembly.